Messenger RNA from Vigna unguiculata (cowpea), 1356 nucleotides. Its product is annotated as structural maintenance of chromosomes-like protein, putative (DUF3531). Lineage: Eukaryota; Viridiplantae; Streptophyta; Magnoliopsida; Fabales; Fabaceae. The record is from RefSeq and is a predicted model, not a curated record.
UCAUACUCUAGUUAAGAAACACUUUAGCCUAAAUGUUGAGAAGUUAUUAACGUAAUUUGGUAAAAACGAAAAAAAAAACAUCGUACUUGUCUGGUCUGCUACAAAAAGAGACGAUAAGCAUUUGAGAAGCAGAGUGAGAGAGAUGGCUUAUGGAUGUUAUUGCCGUUGGCAGUGGGUGGAGGCCAAAUCCAUCAUCGGAUUGGGAUGUUGCUACUCUUCCUCAACUGCAAGGACCAAUACGAGUUUUCGUCUUCGACUUCGUUCUCCUCCUCGUCCUGUCUCUGUCACUGUCUCUGUCUCUGGUCUCUCCGACGGUAACCCUCACACUUCCGGUGACCCGGAGGACAUAAAAGGGUCGGGAACUACCGCCAGAGGUCGCAGACUGCUUAAAGUUCGAGAAGAGAAACAGAAGCGUGAAUACGAGAGGCUCCACAACUACCCUGCUUGGGCAAAAGUCCUCGAAAAUGCCUGCAAAGACGACGAAGAACUCCGUGGCGUUCUUGGAGAUAGUAUUGGCAACCCUGAACUCAUGAGGAAACGCGUGGAAGAUAGGGUUCGAAGGAAAGGUCGAGACUUUCAAAAGUCAAAAACAGGAUCCGUCCUUGCUUUCAAAGUCACCUUCAGAAACUUCAAUCCAACUGAUUCAUAUAUCUGGUUUGAAUUGUAUGGACCACCAUCAGAUAGGGAUGUUAAUCUAAUCGGUAAUGUUAUUCAAUCAUGGUAUGUCAUGGGUCGCCUUGGUGCCUUCAAUUCAUCAAAUUUGCAGAUGACAAAUUCAUCAAUGGAGUUUGAUCCACUAUAUGAUGCAGACAAGGGUUUCAAAGUCAUGCCAUCAUCUUUCCAUGAUAUCAGUGAUAUUGAGUUCCAGGACAAUUGGGGUCGUGUGUGGGUGGACUUGGGUACAUCUGAUUAUUUUGCAAUUGAUGUGCUGCUCAACUGCCUAACUAGCUUGAGCUCGGACAGAUAUCUUGGAAUCCAACAAAUUAUUUUUGGUGGUCGCCGCAUGGGUGAUUGGGAAGAGGGGAUGACAAGUCCCGAGUAUGGUUACAAAUACUUCAAGAUUUAAACCAUUACACUCCAUGCAUUGUACUCUCAGUUUGGUUCAAAACGGGUUGUAACAAAUGUGCAUACGAAAAGGUAAACUUUUUGGGUGAGUUUAACUUUAGGGUAAGUUUACCCUACUCGGUGGAAAAUGGCACUGCUCUUUAACGUAUCUGUAAUUUCAUUUCUAAGAAGCGAAAGCAUGGUUUUGUUGUAUUUCACAUAUCAUGUGCGAAAGAAUGAUGGUAUGGUACGCUGCAAGAGACAGUUUCACAUAAUUUGACAGAGGAAUGUCAUGUAUCCUCUAAAUUUUAG